GAAUGCCACAGAGGCUCCGCCUUUAUUCCCGUGUUGGCAGCGUUGAUUGUGAGCGGGAGAUCCAACCCUAUUGAGACAGCUGAGACAGAGUCUUCGUUGACUUAUUCCAAGGUUCUGCUUGAGAAGACAAGAAUUUCCGCCUGCAGCAACAAAAAAAAAAAAACAACAACAAACGUAUUGCAGCAUCGCAGCCCAAUAAAGAGGAUCCAGAAGAGCGGUGACUUCAGCAGGAAGAGAAACACGCAACCUGUCAGAAGAGCUGAACAAUCUCUAACAGACACAGAGCAGCGUGAAGCAUAAAGAUGAAUCACACGGACCAAAUAGAGGCCAGUAGCUUCUCCUGCUACAGCCGCUCGGUGGUGGUGUACCGGUACUUUGCCGUGCUGUGGGGAUGUUGUGUAACCUUCAUUGGAACCGUGGGGAACCUGAUGACCGUCCUGGCCUUCAGCCUGAACUCCCGUCUCCAGACUCGCUUCAACGUCCUCAUCGUUAACCUGGCGGUGGCUGACCUUCUCUACUGCACCAUCCUGCAGCCCAUCUCUGUAGACUCCUACCUGCACCUCAGAUGGCGUGCUGGUCAGGUCUGGUGCCAGAUCUUUGGGUUGCUCCUCUGCGUCUCCCACUCCGUCUCCAUCAUUAUCCUCUGCCUGGUGGCGGUGAGCCGAUACCUCCUGGUUGCAAAAAGAGCUGUUUUCAACUGCUUGUUUUCCAACGUUGGACUUACUUUUCUCGUGGUCUCAGCUUGGGGUCUGGGUCUGGCCAGCUUCGGCCCACUCUGGUCUGUUUUCGCGUUUGUGCCUCAGGUGUGCACCUGCAGCUUCCAUCGCACCAAAGGCCGCCCCUACACCACCAUCCUGCUUUUCCUCUAUUUUAUCAUCGGUCUGGGAUGUGUUGGAGUCUUCUACAUGCUCAUCUACAAAAAAGUCAGGCUUGCAUCAAAAGCUCUGUUCCGCUACAGGCUGAGUAAACGCUCUUCUAGGAAGACGCCUGCUCCUUCAGCUCAGGGGACGGACGACAGCAGAGUGGAAAGUGGUGUGGGGAAGACAUAUAGCUCAGAGAUUAGCAGCCAAGCAGAACAGGACCAAAACACACAGAGUUCAGCUCCACCCUUAACGUCAUCAGACCCACAGCCAGUGACCCGAAGCACCGCUCCCGCUACACAUCCUGGGAUUCCAAACGUUAACGAAUUCAAGCGUGUGACCCGCAUGUGUUUUGUUGUGUUUCUCUGCUUUGUGUUCUGCUUUGUCCCAUUUAUGCUACUAAACAUAGCCGACAAAGAAAACCGCGCCCCACAGAUGUUGCACAUGUUCUGUGCCAACCUCACCUGGCUCAACAGCUGCAUCAACCCUAUCCUGUACGCGCUCAUGAACAGACAGUUUCGGCAGGCAUACUGGAAGCUGCUCAGCUGAGCUGCUAUUCCUUUCACCCGCCUGUGCAGCUGGCGUCAGACCCACAAAGUCUGAUUUCAUAGAACUUACUUUGAUUGAUCCAUGAGUCCAAAGUGUCCGUUUCAGGUUUCCCGGUUUAAUGUCCCUCUCAGGAAAAACAUCCCCUGAAAGCUAGCAGGGUUGACUUUUGAAUGUGUUUAUUAGAACUGGGCUAAAAGAAAAACUUAUCAUGGAGUCGACGUCAGUUGUUAAUAUAGAUAAUUAUCAAUUAUGUUUUUGCUUUAAACAUCUGAAAUACUGUCAAUGUGGUGGCGUCACCUUUCCUGUUUUAUCUGCAGUUUCUACUCCACUGCAGUUUUUACUUUUAAACAGUUUUGAGAAACCUCAAACUGCUGCUGCGCCAGUUACUCAACAGAGCGUUGCUAGGUAACUAAAGUUGGAGAGAAUCUGAAACUGCUUGUUGCUAGGUAACCGAAGAAAGAGUUGGUUGAUAUGGUGAUUCCAUCAACUUAGAGGUUUGCCCACAUUUCCCAGAAUGCUGUGUAAAAAAAAAAAAAAAAGGCAAAAAGUUGAUUUUAAAUUACAGCUCCUUCACUUAUAUUCUUAUAUCUCACAGAUAUUUACAUUUAUUUUGAAGUAUAAAUUUAGGUCACACUUUGCAAUUCAACGUGCAGAUAUCUUUGUACAUCACCAUAUGUUGUUUAUUGUGAAAUUAAAUGUAUGUUUUUAAGAGGUUAA
This is a messenger RNA of Poeciliopsis prolifica (blackstripe livebearer), 2126 nucleotides long. It is a transcript of the gene gpr84, whose product is annotated as G protein-coupled receptor 84. The coding region runs from base 303 to 1409 and encodes 368 amino acids. The transcript is spliced from 3 exons. NCBI's taxonomy places the organism in Eukaryota, Metazoa, Chordata, Actinopteri, Cyprinodontiformes, Poeciliidae. Gene Ontology annotation, biological process: neuropeptide signaling pathway. The record is from RefSeq and is a predicted model, not a curated record. Gene Ontology annotation, molecular function: urotensin II receptor activity. Gene Ontology annotation, cellular component: membrane.